GCGCCCGCGGGCGGCUCCGCCCGCGCCCCGCCCUCCCCUGCCAAGAUGGCGGCGGCCGCCGCGGCGGUGCCGGUGCGGGUCUGUCACCAGGAGAUCGUCAAGUUCGACCUGGAGAUCAAGGCGGCCGUGCAGGACAUCCGGGACUGCCCGGGGCCUCUCAGCGCCCUCACGGAGCUCAACGCCGCCGUGAAGGAGAAGUUCCGACAUCUGCGGGGCUGCAUCCAGGAGCUGGAGCAGAUGGCGAAGGAGCAGGACAAGGAGUCGGAGAAACAGGCCUUGCUGCGGGAGGUGGAGAACCACAAGAAACAAAUGCUCAGCAACCAGGCAGCUUGGAGGAAGGCAAACCUGGCCUGCAAAAUUGCUAUUGACAACUCUGAGAAAGAUCAGCUGCUACAGGGAAGAGACUCCUUAAGACAAAGGAAGACUACGAAGGAAAGCCUGGCAGAGAGUGCAAGUAACAUCACAGAGAGUCUGAUGAGCAUCAGUAGGAUGAUGUCACAGCAAGUGCAGCAGAGCGAGGAGACCGUGCAGACCUUAGCCAAUUCUUCAAGAACCAUCCUGGAAGCGAAUGAGGAAUUCAAGUCCAUGUCUGGGACGAUUCAGCUGGGGCGGAAGCUCAUCACCAAGUACAACCGCAGGGAGCUGACGGACAAGCUGCUCAUCUUCCUGGCCCUCGCCCUGUUCCUGGCCACAGUGCUCUAUAUCUUGAAGAAAAGACUCUUUCCAUUUUUGUAAAACAACACUAAGCUGAACUAUUAAAAAAAAAAAAGAGAAUCAGAAAAAGGUGGUUGAUAAUGGUGGGGCUUUAAAAUGAACUAAUAAAGGGAUGCUGCAAUAGCUGGAGGAGCGUUAGAGCAGGCAGGGCUUUGUGCUGUCCCCAUGGAGCUUGUGACCUGCCUCGGAAGAGCUUAGAGGAGCAGGAUUUGGGAAGAAACAGGUGGAUCCUGGUGUGGAAAAGAAGAAAUGCCGAUUUGCCGGUAGAUUUGGGGGAAUCAAACACUUGAGGAACUGGUCACUCAAAGGUGCCAGUCUGAGCUUUAAACCUCUCAUUGUUUUUUGCCUUGAAAUUAACUUUUGUCCUUGGCUUGGACUGGAAACUGCUCUGGCAUCUGUGUGUAAGGUGCUGAGAGUAAGAGCAAGGAUGGAAGAGAGAAAUUCACAUACAUUCCACUAAUAAACUAUUUAUUAUAUUCAUGUAAACAGAGUUUUGUUUAAAAACAAAGUCUAAUGUGUUGAAAGAGCCUUCCAGUGUAAAAAUUCAUAUUAUUUAACAGCAGUGGUUGUUUAUGGAUUGUUUUUCCUGGGAGCAUAGCACAUGUGCAGCCUGGCUCUGCUCCUCUGGCAAAGCAAAAAUGGGAACCCCAUUUGUUACUAUUAAUUCACACAAUAUAUUUGAAAAUUACAUUGCCAAUCUGUUGAAAUCAGAAGCUUCUUUGUUCCUUUUCAUUAUGAAAUUUCACUAAAUGCUUUAUAUUUGCAAAAUGCUGCCAAGUUGUACAUUUGAAAGUUGGGUUUUUUAUUGAGACAGGUGAUCUCUUCUCAGUAAAAUCUUUACCUUCCCUA
Molecule: messenger RNA, 1563 nt
Organism: Pseudopipra pipra
Lineage: Eukaryota; Metazoa; Chordata; Aves; Passeriformes; Pipridae
Gene: BNIP1
Product: BCL2 interacting protein 1
Exons: 6
Coding region: 46-735 (229 amino acids)
Biological process (GO): retrograde vesicle-mediated transport, Golgi to endoplasmic reticulum
Cellular component (GO): endoplasmic reticulum; SNARE complex
Molecular function (GO): SNAP receptor activity
Source: RefSeq, a predicted model, not a curated record